AUGGCUACCUCUGAUCGUGUCAUUUUGGGCACGGUAGAUGUGGCCGCUGUUGGCGCACGCGUGCUUCUUUCCCUGGAGCCCCCUUCCGGCUGGACCAUCUCUCUGCUGGUUCUGAAUGCGGCGGUGCCUGAGGAGUGGCAGGGGGAGCUGGCGGCGGCGGUGCUGGAACUGCUGACGAGAGCCGGGCAACAACAACAGCAGCAGCAGCAGCUGCUGCAGGAUGGGGAGGAGGAGACAUCUACGGAAAACGACGGGGCAACAGCAGCAGCGGCGGCGGCGGUGGCGGCGGACGGUGGCCGCGAACGGGAGGUUACGAUGGUGGCGGCGAUGUUGCUACAACAGCAGCAGCAGCCCAAAGCGGCGGCUGCUGCUGCUGCUACUGCUACUGCUUUAUCCCACCUUCGCGUCCGAGACGGAAUGAUCGCGUCAUUGCUGCACGUGCUGAGCGUGUCGGGUACUGCUGCCUGCUGCCUGCUGACACAAGGUCAUAAGCCUCCUGCUGCUACGACGCUCGACCUGCCCGUCUCCGUACAAGCCUGCGACACCAUCGGCACUGCGCUGGCAGCGGCGUUUGGCCUGCAGUACGACGCACAGAAGUGCCGUACCGUACGGGCGCUGUACAAAUGGUUUGUGCCGGAGAAGUCGGCCGGUAGCGAUGUGAUGUAUCUCUAG
Molecule: messenger RNA, 672 nt
Organism: Volvox carteri f. nagariensis
Lineage: Eukaryota; Viridiplantae; Chlorophyta; Chlorophyceae; Chlamydomonadales; Volvocaceae
Exons: 6
Coding region: 1-672 (223 amino acids)
Source: RefSeq, a predicted model, not a curated record